This is a messenger RNA of Rhizopus microsporus ATCC 52813, 2044 nucleotides long. RefSeq names its product ATP-dependent DNA helicase ii. Gene Ontology annotation, biological process: cellular response to X-ray; cellular response to gamma radiation; double-strand break repair via nonhomologous end joining. Gene Ontology annotation, molecular function: damaged DNA binding; double-stranded DNA binding; DNA helicase activity. Gene Ontology annotation, cellular component: Ku70:Ku80 complex; nucleus. NCBI's taxonomy places the organism in Eukaryota, Fungi, Mucoromycota, Mucoromycetes, Mucorales, Rhizopodaceae. Bases 173 to 1891 code for a protein of 572 amino acids. The record is from RefSeq and is a predicted model, not a curated record. The transcript is spliced from 13 exons.
UAAAAGAUAAAUAAUGAAUGAAGCAAGUCAAUCACUAUUUCCUGAAGAAGAAGAACAACAAGAGAUUGUAGAAGUAAAGCAAAAACAAUUGUAAUGCGUGAUCAAGACAACUUAUUGCUUAUAGUACAACUAUAAAGAAAGUAUAGUAUUUGCUAUUGAUUGUCAUCCUACCAUGUUUGAGCAGGACAUGGAAGGAAUUGCCCCGAUCCAGACCGUGUUUGAUCAAAUAAAGCGUAUUAUGCUCUAUAAAGUAUUGGCCUAUCCUGCUGACCAAGUGGGUAUCAUAUUAUUCAACACAGAAGAGAAACAUAACUCAGCAAAUAAUGAACGUAUUUAUGUAUUGCAGAGUUUGGAUAUACCUGAUGCUUCAAUAAUAAAGGAGGUGGAUAAAUAUAUCAAAAAUAUAUCAUUAUUACGAGAUAACUAUGGUAGCAGUAAAAUAGAAUGUCCACUGGGUGAUCUCUUUUGGGUUUGUUCAGAUGUAUUCUUUGGAAGUGCACCCAAAUAUGCUUCCAAGCGAAUGAUACUCAUAACCAAUAAUGAUAAUCCUACACAGCACAAGCCAACAUCGAUUCAACGAGCCAGGGAUCUCUUGACGAUUGGAAUAGAUAUUGAGCUGUUUUUCUUUAACAAAAGAGAUGCUCUAUUUGAUCCAAAUUUAUUUUAUACAGAGAUUGUUAAAGACUCUGUGCAUAGAUUAGAACAUUUGGAAACUAUUGUGAAAUCAAAACAAGCUAAAGGUCGAUCCGAGUUUCGUAUUCCUUUCCGAAUCAAUGAGGGUCUUUGUAUAGGAGUAAAAGGAUACAACAUGAUCAUCGAACAGAAAGUCAGCCCACACAAGUAUUUCUAUACGAGUGGAGAGCAAGUAAAAGAAGCGAGCACGAUCACGCGCUGGAAAUGUGUCGACACAGAUCAAUAUUUAACAAAAAUGGAUAUAAAGCGUGCUUAUGAUUAUGGAGGAGAAAAGAUUGUGUUUACGAGUAAAGAGAUAGAAGAGAUAAUCAACUUUAAAGAACCAGGUCUGCUGUUAUUAGGGUUUAAAAGUCUAAAAGAACUAGAACCACAUUAUCAAGUAACGCAUCCUUAUUUUAUUUAUCCCGAUGAAUCCCAAUAUGAAGGCAGCACGAAGUUAUUCUUUCACCUUUUGCAUGGAAUGAUCAAAAGAAGCAAGAUCGCCAUUUGUUCCUUUAUGAGAAGAAAAAAUGUCGCUCCCAAGCUAGCUGCUCUUGUUCCUCAGGCGGAACGUAAAGAUAAAGAAGGAAAUCAAAUUGAGCCCCCUGGAUUACAAAUCGUUACUUUGCCAUAUGCCGAUGAGAUACGACCUAUUCCAUUCUCAUCCACCCCAAAGGCUGACACGAGUAGCAUUGAAGCAUUUAAGGAACUUGUCAAUAAAUUUACCAGCAAGGGAUAUAAUCCGAAGCAUUAUGAGAAUCCACAUCUCCGAAACCAUUACAACAUGAUUCAAGCUAUUGCACUUGAAUUAGAAAGUAAACCUCAAUCAGAUCAGCUAUUACCUAAUUAUGAAUACAUUGAUCAGGAAAUGGCACAAGAUAUAGAAACAGCCAAGCAACUGGUUGGUCUAGAUACCAUUACAGAGCACGACAUCAUGUCUGCUGGUCAAUCAGUAGGCCAAAAGCGGAAGAUAGAUCAAAGUGUCAAAACUCAACAGAGCAGCAGUAGUUUGGAUGAUAAGUUUGAUAAAAAACUAAAAUUAGACCAGGAUGCGGACACUAUAACAGUCCUUUGGAAUAACAAUAAACUUCAAAAGGCUUCAAAUGCUUCACUCAAGGAAUUUCUUAAAGAUAAUGGAAUACAGCCGAAAAGACUUAAAGCAGACUUGGUUGCACAAGUCGAUGAAUUAUUGCAUGCAAAAUUCAAUAUUAGGGACUGAGCGUUAUUUCUGCUUCUAUCGAUAAACUUUUCCGGAAAAUUAUAUAAAAAAAAGGGAAUACGGAACUUAAAAUUUGAUAACAAUCUAUAACAUUGAUCCGAAUGUUCGAGCGACUAUAUAUAAAAGGGAAGCAAUAGCAUAAAUCAAUUAAAA